AUGGCACUCUUAAGAGUCGACUUCAAGGUCUCACUGGGAAAUGGAAGACGCGAGUUCAGUACGUUCACGGCUGUGCUACUGUGGGAACGUUGUCAAAACGCAUACAUCGUGGACGGUUUCUCAUCCUGGAAGGAGGUUUCAAGUAUGUGCAAAGGUAAGUUUAUUUCUCUACGAAUGAUGUACAUUUUGGGAAUGGGCUUACCUAGAGAUGUGUGA
Prunus armeniaca (apricot) is the source of this 216-nucleotide messenger RNA. The record is from the annotation of a GenBank genome assembly. NCBI's taxonomy places the organism in Eukaryota, Viridiplantae, Streptophyta, Magnoliopsida, Rosales, Rosaceae.